UGGAGGAGCUGUGAACAACAGUCUGGAAGUUUGUUCAGGUACACUGGUGUUUUUGCUUUUGCAGGUAAUGUUUGAAGAAUGGAUGGAUAUAAUACUUCCAAGAAUUCCUCUUGUGAUCCUAUAUUGCCACAUCAUUUAACACCAGUUUACUUCAUAGUCCUCAUUGGAGGACUGGUAGGCGUCAUCUCCAUCCUGUUCUUGCUUGUGAAAAUGAACUCACGUUCAGUGACCACCAUGGCUGUCAUUAACCUGGUGGUGGUUCAUGGGGUAUUCCUACUGACAGUGCCUUUUCGCUUGGCAUACCUCAUCAAAGGAACAUGGACAUUUGGAUUACCCUUCUGCAAAUUUGUGAGUGCCAUGUUACAUAUACACAUGUACCUCACCUUCUUCUUCUAUGUGGUGAUACUAGUCAUUAGAUACCUCAUCUUCUUCAAGCGUAGAGACAAAGUAGAAUUCUAUAGAAAAUUGCAUGCAGUUGCUGCCAGUACUGCCAUGUGGCUUUUGGUGAUUGUCAUUGUUGUCCCCUUGGUGGUUUCUCAGUAUGGAAAUAACGAAGAAUACAAUGAGAAACAGUGCUUCAGAUUCCAUAAAGAACUUGCCCGUGAUUAUGUGCAAGUUGUCAACUAUAUGAUAGUCAUUAUUGUCAUAACCAUUGCGAUGAUUCUCUUGGGUUUCCAGGUCUUCAUCACAUUGGCCAUGGUGCGGAAGUUUCGCCACUCUUUACUAUCCCACCAGGAGUUCUGGGCACAACUGAAAAAUCUUUUUUUUAUAGGUAUCAUCAUUAUUUGUUUUCUGCCCUACCAGUUCUUCAGGAUUUAUUACUUGUACGUUGUGACGCAUUCUAAGAGCUGUAAAAACAAAGUUACAUUUUACAAUGAAAUCCUCUUGAGCACAACAGCCAUCAGCUGCUAUGAUUUGCUGCUCUUUGUCUUUGGAGGAAGCCAUUGGGUUAAGCAAAAGAUUGUCGACAUGUGGAAUUGCCUUGUAUGCCGCUAGCCAAGAUUACCAUAUUCAUUUCUUCCUGUUGAGAAUGGGAAUAAGCAAAGAGCUAAAAUGGUUUCUCAUUGCUUUAUCGAAACCUU
Arvicanthis niloticus (Nile rat) is the source of this 1082-nucleotide messenger RNA. Lineage: Eukaryota; Metazoa; Chordata; Mammalia; Rodentia; Muridae. The record is from RefSeq and is a predicted model, not a curated record.